Messenger RNA from Sitophilus oryzae (rice weevil), 1253 nucleotides. RefSeq lists its product as uncharacterized. The record is from RefSeq and is a predicted model, not a curated record. Lineage: Eukaryota; Metazoa; Arthropoda; Insecta; Coleoptera; Curculionidae. Bases 194 to 1168 code for a protein of 324 amino acids. The transcript has 3 exons.
UUCUGUUGUGUCAUCAGAGCCAACAUUUUUACGGGAUGGUUUUUCGUUAGCGUUGGCUGUUUUGUUUAUUUGGAAUAAUUGAGGUUAAUUUUCACUUUUACUUUCACCAUACUUCUCGAGCUAAAUUAAUUUAUGUAAUAAAUUCAAACAAAAAGAAAUUCAUGAGAAGAAGAUAUACUAUUAUUAUUUUAGAAUGGAACACUUAUUGGCAGCUGAAAAUUCUCCUGAGCCUGCUGAAGAGGAGAGCCUUGUAAUGAUUGAGUUAGAGUACCAAAACAAAAGGUUUUCCACAUUUGUAUCCAAACCUUUAUUAGCAGUUUUGGAAGCAGAUCAGAAAACCCUAGAGUCUUAUGCAGAACUUGUUUAUAACAGAGAAUUUGGAGAACAAAGAAACAUGGAUUGUCAAACAGAGAAUCAUCCUUCACCUUCUUCAAGCUCAAAACUCCAGUGUAUGCCGAGGGGUACACUUAAUGAAGAAAAGUUUCAGUGGAGUCCAAAAAGCACACUUUUAUUAAUUGAUAUACGGUUAUCCAUGGAACAAGUUUUCAUUAAACCAACAAGUUCUAAGAAGAAGUUGUGGAAAAGUAUUGCAACAAAGUUGAAUGAAUAUGGCUAUAACGUUUCUGAUAUACAGUGUGAUAAUAAAUUCAGGAAUUUACUAUAUACUUACCGAGUGAAUAAAAAAAAACAAAAAACAAGUGGUGAAGGAAGUUUAACAUGGGAAUAUUUUGAAAAGUUUGAUGAGGUAUUGAGUUACAAGGAAUCGUCUCACCCUUCCACUGCAAACUUAGGUGUUUCCAUGACUUUACCAAAAAGUAAAAAUUUCACAAAUGAGAAUAUAAGUCCGAGCUGUAGUCCUUGCUCUACUGCCUCCUUCAAUCCUUGUUCUUCUGCUUCCAUCACUGAUACACUGGAUGAAGAGCCAAAUAUUACAAGUUGUCAAAAUACUGAAUUCACAGUUAGGAGCGUCCCUCAAACACCCGUUAAAAAAAAACAGGAAAUCUUGUCAAUGGGAAGGUAUUUCUAUCUGAAAAAUAAAAGAAUCGAGGAACUCGAGAAGAAAAAGGAGGAAUUUCGAAAGCAAAAGUGGGCAGAUGAAAAGGAACUGAAGCUUAAAGAAAUUGAGGCAAUCAACAAUUUGGCAGAUGCCAUAAGAAGUUCUCAAUAAGUCAGGUGUUUAAUGGAAAAAAUUGAGUCUGCAAUUUUCAUAUAUUAAGAUGUAAAAUUUUGGUCAAAUAAAAGAUUUGAAAAAA